Messenger RNA from Nothobranchius furzeri (turquoise killifish), 5081 nucleotides. RefSeq lists its product as uncharacterized. NCBI's taxonomy places the organism in Eukaryota, Metazoa, Chordata, Actinopteri, Cyprinodontiformes, Nothobranchiidae. The record is from RefSeq and is a predicted model, not a curated record. Gene Ontology annotation, molecular function: protein dimerization activity.
UUGUUUAGGACUCGGUAGAUACGGAAAUCAGGGUGCGCACGUUCCGACCAGAUUUUGAACAAACAGUUUGGAAGAAAAUACGACUAAGUGUAAGUUGAUCCUCAAAGUAGUUAUAAGUGUUGUAACUAAUUUACGCUCAAAUAUUUCUAGUCACGCUCUUUACUUGUCAUGAUCAGAUGUGUCAAUAAUUAAUUUACUUAACAGAGAAAACAAGUCUCCGUAGAGACCGUCAAAAAUUGCCAUUGCCGACUAUAUUUCAAGUCGUCAAGGCGGGGUAUUGGGUAAAGUUUUCAACUAGCAAUAAUCGCGCCUCGGAUAAACCUCAUAGGCUACGAUACUGCCACUGCGCAAAGCUGAUUUGAUUACGUACAUCUCAGUCACUUAUAUUUGGUACAGCUACCUCUGGGUCAUGGUUUCAACAUCCACUGCGAUGGUUGCGAACAACAUUGUGAUGUAAACUACAAAGAUAGUCUACAUUCUUAAAACAACUUCAAUCAUCUAAAGUAAAGUAAAUAGAGAAAACUUUUAUAGAAACGAAACAAAAAAUAAGUGUUAAAGCGGUUCAUGGAAAUGACGUCAGUUUUUGUCCCGCUUUGUUUAGGGCUCGGCAGAAAUCGGGUGCGCACGUUCCGACCAACAGUUAAACCAACAAUUUUGGGAUGAAAUUUGGCUGAAUUAAUUUGGUAUUUUAAUGUAAUGUGUCACCGUCUUAGUGAUGUGACGUUCACGAACGAAUCGAAUCUUUUGAACGGGUUUUCAAAGUGAAUGAUGAGAGCCGAGUCAUCUUAACAAACCUCCCCGGAGGUCGGUCAAACCCCACCCACCGCUGUGACGGACAUAGGAGGAAACUUAGUAUAGAAAGAUGAGCUUUUAUGCACAUCUAUGGGAGGAACGCUAAUCUUCACCGUGCUUCGUCACAGACUAACAACUAUUACGUCGGCUAUUACCAAUCUAAGAACAUCAAAGUUUCUACAUUAAGAUUUUAUGUUAACAAUAUUAUCAGUCCCCGUAGAGACCGUCAAAAAUUGCCAUUGCCGACUAUAUUUCAAGUCGUCAAGGCGGGGUAUUGGGUAAAGUUUUCAACUAGCAAUAAUCGCGCCUCGGAUAAACCUCAUAGGCUACGAUACUGCCACUGCGCAAAGCUGACGUAAGAAAGGCUGAGAACGGGAGGUCACUGUGCCACACACUAUACUUAGUCAUGGUUUUCAAAAUGUAUCAAAAGUUACUAAAUAUGUCCGUAGACAACGUUAUCCAUGCAUGCAUUUACUUGUAUACUAGCUUAUAUGCUGUAAUUUAUAAAUUAUUCGCAUUUUUAUGUAUUUCAAAAUGCAGCUUUGGCGCAAUGCAUUCUGGGACAGCCUACGUCAUUGCCGAGCUCCACAUUAAUCGCUUCUUCAAAAAGUCAACAAAAGUCGUUUUUGAGAAGAUGACAGCGGAAUGUUGUUUCAGAUGUUUGCCCUAAACUAGGCGGUUUUAGUGUGAUGAAGCCGAAACCAUUUUAAACAUUUUAAUAAGCGCUUAUUUAAGUUAGUAAACAAAUAACUGCUGAAACGAACAACUUUAGUCUAAGUAAACAAAUUAACAUUGAAACGAACAACUCAAAAGUCUUAUCUGUGACCCUUUUCAUUUCUCAUUAAGCUACUUCUGGAAAGAUCUAUAAAAUGUUUCAUUUUCACACGACAAAAAAAUGCAUUAUCAGAGUUCCACCACAAGAUGGCGAUGUAAACAAGGGGAAACGUUUACAAGCCAAGCCAAGUGUUCUCUAUUCCGGUCUUCUGUCCACUUCACAGAAGUAGAGAAAACAUCGUACAGGUAAGAUUUAAUUAAAUGGAAACAAUAUGACACAUUAAAGCUAGGGUGACCAGGUGUCCCAGUUUACCCGGGACAGUCCCGAUUUUGAGCCAUUUGUCCUGUGUCCCCAAAGAUUUUUACAAACCUGUUAAUGUUGUCCCGAUUUCACCCAGCCUUGGUCCCAAGUGUCCCGAUUUUGAACUAAUUGCUCAUAGUUCACAGAACUAAUUGUCACUGGGUUGUUUGUAUGUCAAUCAGAAAGUUGUCAUAGUGACAUUAGCUCAACUUUAUGUCACAUGUCUGUGUAACCUAAUGCUCAUUGGUUGAUGACAACGCAAGACGGCUGCGAAGUCCUGCGUAAAGACGAGUCACCAAGUCACUCGUUGUUCAGCAUGCCUAAAAGAUGGUCAAGACUGACAAAAGAGCUACUGGAACGACACAGCUUUCUCAGGAAGGUGCCAGGUGCAGCCUGCUACAGACUGAACUGCAUUGUGCACUAUGUGUGCUGCACAUCCUACACCAACCAGACUGUUGGGGGUGGCCUGAUCAAGUUUAUGAAAAACAUUGUUUUGUCCUCGUCUUGCUUUUCCUCCUAAAUUUGUAUUGGUGUUGUCUGCACAAAAGCCGACCACUUUAUCCACCAAACCGAAUGCAGAUAGGCACCUGUAAACCUCAUCACACAGCAGGGUUGAGGUCUCACCUGUUGUAAAGUCGAGUAUCUUCACUCUGACCCCCUCGGUUAUUUUGAAGUAGCGCACAACAACAGGAACAAGCUUCACUGCCUUGUGGUUUGAUGCGUCAACUGCGACAGAGACCAGAGUAGUAUCCGUAGUGUCUUCUUUUAGCAAAUCUAUAGCAUGCGGGGCAAUUACACUUGUCACCACUGCCUCAGCUUUGGUCCGAGCACACGUAAAACGCUGGUCAUAAAAUUUUCAAAGUAGUCCAGCAGUACAGUAGCCUAGUGAACCAGACCAAAUUCUUGCUUUGCAAAGAAUGGUCUAGGCAUGCUCCAUUGGAACCUCAGCAGCUCCUACCAGGACUCUGGCUAGCCAAUCACAGCUCUCUAGAGGGGUUUCAAACACAUAAAGAGCUGUGAUUGGUCCAUAAUGGUGGGCCAAUCAUGCUCUAUCUGCUCAGUGAACAAAUCACAGAGCUUUAUCCGCUUUGUGGGCCAAUCAGGGCACUCUAUAUGCCUGGUGGGUGGGAUGAUGCAACAGAGUGAAACAAGAGUAUGUCACAUUCAUUAUCCAGUGGAAUGCGGAGAUCAUUUGAAAGACAACGGUAGAACCCGCCCCACAACCGAGAGCCGUCAAUGGAGCAUGGCCAGACUAAAUAAUACAUUUAUUUAGUCUGGCUUGCCAGGCUAGCAGUACAGUCCAUUGAACGAAAGUUGUGAUUGUGCUUAACAAGGUGGUAGGCAAAUGUUGCUUCCUGAGCAGCGCGUUUAAGGUCUUUGUCUCCAGCAGCAGUAGCACUAAAAACAUGCUAACCGAACUUUCCGCCUGUUACCACCGCUUAUGUUUGCUAGUUUUAAUAUGGUUCUGCACGUCCGCGUUUCCACCAUGAUCAACGGAGAAUUCACACUUACAUAAGACGCAAAACGCAGCAUAUUCAUUUCCUGGCACCUUCCUGUCGUUCCAGUAGCUCUUUUGUUAGUCUUGACCAUCUUUUAGGCAUGCUGAACAACGAGUGACUUGGUGAAUCGUCUUUACGCAUGACUUAGGAGCCGUCUUGCGUCAACGGCGUUGUCAUCAACCAAUGAGCAUUAGGUUACACAGACAUGUGACAUAAAGUUGAGCUAAUGUGACAUUGAGAACUUUGUUGUCAAGGUUUUUGGAUAUUUUCACAUCUACACUGUCCGAACUGAGGAGCUGAAAGACUUCUGUUCAUUUGUUGAUGUUGAACAUGCCACUCUCCUUGGGACCAGCAGAACCGAUUGGCUCUCACUGGGACCUGCAGUUGAGGGUUCUGAAGCUUUAUCCAGCACUUCAGUCCUACUUCAGGUCUCAGGGAAAAGCACCAAAUUUAAUCAUCAAGUUCCUAGAAAACCAAGUGUGUGAGGCCUGGUUGUGGUUUACACACAUUACAACCAACUGUCACUGUUCAAUGACACCAUCAAAAAGAUGGAGAAAGAGAAGAGCAGCUGUCCACGCUGCACAGCACCUGUGUGAUCUACAGGAGAAACUUUUGGAGAGGAAGGCCGCCCUCUUCAUGGGAUUAAAGGUGAAGAGCAUUCUGGCUACCCAAGAGCGCCCUCAAGUGGAGGUGUUUAAGCAAAGCGUCCACACCUUCUAUGAAGGUUGCAUCUCAUAUCUGCAGGAGUGGAGCUCCUCAUUUACUGACAUGAAGUGCUUCUCUUGGACCCUGCUCGAAGAUCCACCAGGUUGGGAUGAGGUUGAGAGCUCUCUGAGGUGUGUCUCCUCAAAGCUGCCAAACAUUCACAUCAAUGAAACGGAGCUCUUUGACGAAGUUACUUCUGUCAAAACUUACACAUCUGACAAGAUUGGACUGUGGGACCGAGACAUUAAACCAGCAGAUGAGCGCUGGGCUGAAAUCUUUACACAUUUUAAGCAUCAGAAUGUCCCAUUUAAAAAUGUAGCCGUCAUCUGCCAGUUUGCCAUGUGCCUACCUGGCACAAACGCCUCUGUGGAACGCAUUUUUUCUCUCAUGAACAACACUUGGACCAAUGAGAGAAAUCGUUUGGGACUGGAAACUCUGAAGGCACUGCUCAUUACUCGGGUGAACUUUGAUGGCUGCUCUGAGUUUCAUGCCAGACUUGUUGACAACCACAGUCUGCUUAAAAAGAUUCACUCAAACAUGAAAUACGCUUAAAGAGAUACUGUGACAUUAAAGGGAACAAUAGGGCUGUUCAUUUAGUGCAAUAUUUUUGUUUCUAAAAAACUUGAAGUCAGUGAAAUACUUUUUUUGUUCACAAAAGGGCUAAAUUUAAUAUUGCCCAAACAAAUGUGUUUAAAAAAAUACUGUAUUGGUUUGGAAAACGAUUGCACUAAAAAUAUUAGAAAAACUGUCCUUAUUCUGAAUAUAGAUCAAAUGUUUCUGUUCUUGCACAUUCUACAAUCAAAAGCUGUUAUUAAGGUCAGUUAAAUUCUUUGUUUAUCUUUUCACAAAAGGGCUACAUUUAAUAUUGCCCAAUGUGUUUCACAAAUACAGUAUUAUUUUGAAAAAGAAAAUAACAAAACAUUGCACUAAAAAAAGAAUGUCCUUAUUUUAAUAGGAUGUUCAAAUGUUGUUGCAUUUUGUACAAUAAAAAGCAGUUAUAAGUCACCAGC